This is a messenger RNA of Folsomia candida, 7521 nucleotides long. RefSeq lists its product as uncharacterized. The transcript has 17 exons. Gene Ontology annotation, molecular function: chromatin insulator sequence binding. NCBI's taxonomy places the organism in Eukaryota, Metazoa, Arthropoda, Collembola, Entomobryomorpha, Isotomidae. Gene Ontology annotation, biological process: regulation of transcription by RNA polymerase II. The record is from RefSeq and is a predicted model, not a curated record. The coding region runs from base 187 to 7353 and encodes 2388 amino acids. Gene Ontology annotation, cellular component: chromosome.
UUGGCUGCUUUUCUGAUUUUUUCACUCCAUGAAAUAAAUUGUUUCAAGUAAUUACAAAAUCGAUAAGCAAUAAUAAGACAUCCCUUGUUGGUGACAAAACUGUGAAUUCGGUGACGUACUAUGAAACUUUAAAGUCUAAAAUCGUGCUUGAAUAAUUGAAGCAAUGUUGACAAAAUAAUUGACAAAAUGUCAAAUAAUACGAGAACUGUUACCCGUCUUGCUCGGGAACAGAAUGAACAACGAAACCGAAGAAAACAAGUCCUUGGUUCCAAGGAGGAAAUACCAGAACCUGAGGAGAUCACGAUUUCUGAUUCUGACAGUGCUUCUGAUUAUGAACCUGACAAUUCUGGUCCCAGUGUCCAGUCCAAAAGGGAUGCCGCCUUGGCGAGGAAAAGGGAACUGAAUCGGAUAAGAACACGACAAAAACGAGCUAAUAUGACCGAGGAAGAAAGAAAUUUGGCACGUCUCAAGGGAAAACUUCGCUCAAGGAAGUCUAGAGCAGACACGAGUCAGGCGGAUGCUCGAAGAGCUCACCGUACCCUGACCACCCGUUUGCGAAGAAUGCGCACUGAUCAUCUGGUCUGUCCCACUGAAAAUGCACCGGAUGAUGCUGUACCAGGAGAAACAUUUUUGGAGCGUCGUCGUCGCCGUCAACGGGCCAAAGUUAAAAAAUCAAGACAAGAAAAAAUGGCGUCUAGAACCCUUGAAGUUCGAACAAAUGAGAAUGCACCAAAAAGAGUUAUUGCAAGAAUUGACCGUGCAUUAGAUACUCUAGAUGAGCGAGGAAUCCGUGCAGAAGUUAAGAAUUUGAAAGCCGAAUGGGAAAAGAUGAAGUUAAACCAUUCGAAAUUGGAUCCUGAAGUGGAAGACGAUUUGUCCUGGAAAGAGUUUAUGUUACUCAAAAUUAGAAUGAACUUUGAAAAUGAGAGAAAAAUUCUUUGUGAGGAGUUACUAGAACUUGAAUUAGGACCACACGUCCCUACGUUACCGGGCGUAGUAAGAGCUCCAAAUGAUAAUGACAACAUGGAUAAUCCUAGUAGUAGUACUGGAACCACAAAUGAAGCAGAAAAGGAAGUAGUUCGAAAUCGCUGGAAAGGUGCCUUGAACCCUGAUGAAGACGCGAUUAUGAAUUGUUUCAAUCAAGUUCAAAUAAAAAUAGAAGCAGAAGAACGUGAUGAAGGUGGUGGUGAUGAUGAAACAACUGAUAAUAGGCAAUACCAGACCGAGGUCACAGACUGGAUUGCUCGAGUAAUCACUGAUGAACAAGGAGGAAAUAGAAACAAGGCUGGCCAAAGUGAUGAAAAAGGAACUGAAGAAGUAACAAGAUCAGCUAAAUCGCAAGCGAUUGACAAAUUUCAGGACAUCGUUAAUGCACCCUCAAAGGAAGCCCGAGACAAUAUGCUUAGUGAUUGGGAACAACGUGCUAUGCAGUCAGCGAACGAGUAUAAAUUAGAAAAACUCCAAAACCAAUUCCUGUUAUCCAGAAACCGUUGGAUCUCCGAGAAGCCUGACGAUGGGGAGAAACGAACUCAAGCAGACAAGGACAGGAAUAUUUUGAUGGAAACAAUAAACAAAGCAAAACGUCGCAAUUUACAGGAAAUAAGUAAAGAAUUAGUUCAUAAAAGGGAAAUGUUUAGCCAGGAAACACUAGCUGCAAGGAAAGCUAGAAUCGAAAAUUUCUACAAGGGCAUCUCUUCCUAUAUAAAACAAUACAAUCAGCAGAAAGAAGCGGUUAAAAAGUUAACGGAAGAGGAGAAACAGGAGAAAAGGAAACAAAAAUUGAUCUUGUCCAAGGAUCUAACUAAAGCAGAACUUAACGCCAUAAAUGCGGCAAAUGCAAAGCUGCGAAUAAAAAUGGAGCGAGCCGAAUAUGAGAUGAACAUCGACCUCUUGGAAGCUACAGGGCUUCCAAUCCCAAAGGCAAAAUUUGGCAAGCGGAAAGGGCGGACAAAAGAUAAAAAAGACGCUGAAAAAUUAAAUUCUACUGCUAACGUGCCUGGCGAAGGCAACAUCUCGAUAGAUAAAUUCGAAUCCGCUUUUCGCACCGAAAACUAUUAUAAAGGAAUUGAUUACUGGAUUUCUGUCAAUGUUUCAGUUAAUGUUCGAGUAGAAGUCAGGUCUUAUCGAAACGUACUCUUUGAACUAUUGUCGGCUCGAAGAAAAAUAGUGUCUCCUACUGGUCAAAUUACUGAUUCGAUUCAACUAUCCUCAACCAAAAACGUGGGAGAUGUUACCAAGAGUAUCCUCGCGAAUGAACUACCUCAGUAUGAAUGGAUACCUAUUUCUGAGGAACAAUCUCUCCAAGAUAUUCGAAGGUUUGUUGACUUUAUGACCAAGUUUGGUGAUGCUGUGAAAGAGCAUUUGUCAUUCAAGAGGUUUUACACACUUACAAAACUCAAAGACUACAGUUACAAAAAUUUACACGACUCUCCCAUACUUUAUGAAGAACGCCGAAUCGAACAGAAUGAACGGCUUAGAAGAAGUUAUAUUAAGAAAAAAUACGGCGUCAUUUUGGGCAAAGGGGAAUAUUUUGAUAAGAAAACAAUGUCUGCUGUGAAGAAGCCACCAAAGAAAUAUCUUGCGUAUGAAAGGAAAAGGGCAGAAGAAGGAACACAUCCAAACCCCACGUGUAAUGAAAAUAGUGAAAAUGCUGGUAAAGAAAUCCCCGAAAUCGGAUCCGCAAAAUCACCAACAACAGCCUCUAAAGGCACUCGAGUGCAUGUGGCUAGGAAACCAAAACCUAGACAGAAAAAAGCUACCCCUCCCCCUCGCUCCUUAUCCCCUCGGAUUACCAGAAGUCAAAGAUCACGCAAAACAAUUGGCACCACCACCGUCACUCCUCCUUGUUACAGUAAUGAGAUUGAGGUAGAAUAUUCCAAUUCCAGCAACGGGUUUGCAGACUCAGGGGAUGCACAUGACCAUCAAGAUGAUAGCGGAUGGGUUCCGCUUGGAUCUUGUGAAAUUGACUCUGUAAUUCGAAAUGACAUUCUAAAUCUUCCAAAUAAUAAUGGUGGUACUCAACAACAGCAAAACUCUUUCAAUUUUGCACAUUUUCAAAGUGCUCAGCAUGGAUCAUUUCCUACUUUGCAAGGAAUACCGCAGCAAUUACGAACCGGAAACAUUCCACAACAAACUUCUAUCUCAUAUGCAAAUUUUUCACAGCCUCAAAAUCAACACCAAAAUCCUUUUAAUCUGUAUCAAAAUAUGCCACAACUUCAAUUAGUUGACCAGUUUACGAAUCAAAUGACCAAUCAGCAAAACUCACAAAUUCAGUGGAAUCCUAACAUCCAAAUGCAGCAGGGCAUUUCUCAACCGCUCAACUACUCGGUACAGUUUUUACCAAAUUCUCAAAUUAACAUGCUCCAAUAUCAACAGCACGCCUCGUCGUCCCAAUCAAAUCAGCAAUCGUAUGAUUGGAGCCAUGCACAAUCCAGUACAAUGACCAAUCAAAUCUCCGGUGAAAUGCCACACCUGCAAGCUCAAUUUCCCAUACGAGCUACCGAUGAUGAUCACGAUGCUGUUUCUGCGCCUCCAUCUCCAAUAUGUACUUAUACUGAUGAAAGUAGUAGUGAGGAGGAGUGUCCACCACCUCAGCAGCGUCGCUCCCAAAAGAAAGUAAUCGAAGUAAAACCCAAGCUUUCUUCGAAACUAACAACUUCAGAACAUUAUUCCACUACUAAAACACCAAAGAAAGAGCCAAAUUCCUCUAAGAAUCUGUCGCCCUCUACACAACAAAAGAAACGAGGAAGACCAAAAGGUUGGACCAAGACAAAGUUGGAAAGAAAUACUUCAUCGACCUUCAUUCCUGGACAACGUCGAGAUAUUUGGAAUAACUACAAGAGAAGAAAAUUUUAUAAUACUCCUUAUCGGGAUAUGGAGCCUCCUCCUCCUCCCACCAUUACUGCUCCUCCCCCAAUGGAGUCACCUUUUGAACGAAAUCCUGAACAAAUACGUGACUCCAUCUUGACUGAAAUUUAUCCCACCCUGUUACCAAAGUGUCCUCAAUGUGAUAAAGUACUGGAUGGAGAUGCUGCAUUAAAGUCACACGUGGCUGCGGAACAUCCUCCAGCUCCACCAGCUACCCAAGACGACACGGCAGCAAAUACAAGGAAACGUCCAGCAACUCCCAUUCCAAAACUGGACUGUCCGGAUCCAAAGUGUACAUGCCAAGUGGAGGGAGUUGAUAAUUUAGUCCAACACAUUUUUUGUGUCCACUUUGAAGCGAAGCAGUACAAGUGUCCAUUUAAACAUCCUUCAAAGACAGUGUCUUUCUCAAAAGGUCGCCCUAUUGCAUGCGAUAGUUAUAAAUUUGAAAGGAACAGUUUAAGGAAUCAUAUUAAUCGUCAGCAUUACGACGUUUUAAAAACUUCGUGGGUCAUGGGAAUACAUCGGCCUAAGGCGAUCGCAGAUAAGGUGGAUUUUUGGUGUCUGCACUGUCAACAAUGUUACAAGACGUAUUCAGAUCUUAUGGAUCAUUACAAAAGCACACAUGAAAUAAUUCGUUACUGCUGCGUCUACUGUGGCAUAUAUUUGAGAAUGGAAGACUUUUGGAUGGACCAUGUCAAACUAUUUCAUCCUGAUAAACCAUUUCGAUCUCCUCCAAAUCCCAUUGAAGUAAACAAUGAGGAUCUGUUCCGCUGCGCCGAGUGUGACUCGGAGUUUUCUGCACAAAAUUUCUUGGACGAACACAAAACUCAAGGGCACACAUUAUUACACGAUGAAUCGGAUGACAAUUCUGUUAAGAACAAACUGUUUUUCCUCUGCCGAGCUUGUGAUAAAAAAUUCCAGACGGAGGAAUUACGCGAUAAUCAUUUCAAGUCGUGCAAGGAUCGUAAUCACAUCUGUUAUUGGUGUAAAUACAAGGCAACGUCGGAAGACGCAGUUGAGCUUCACAUUAAGGAGUUUCACCCCCAAGAACCACCGGUUCCUGAAAAUCGGGAAGACAACUGUACUUACUCCCACGAGCCUUAUAAGUGUGAACUUUGCAAACGAUCAUAUUAUUCGCUGUAUUCGUUACGACUUCAUUGGAUUCACAAUCACCAAUUGUACAAGUAUUUGCAGAAUGUUAAAGUACAGAAUCCGCCACAAGAAAAUGCAAGUGAAACAGCAGAGCAAGAAAUAGAAGAGAAACCCAAGUUGGCACAAGCAAAUGCUCAACGGUCUGAACAGGCUACUGGCAUAACAUGCCCGAUGUGCCAAGCUACUAACCUCGAUGUACACCAAACCCAUAAAACUUUUGAUAAGUUAAUGCGGCGAUACUGCGUACCAUGCGAUCGCCUAUUUUCUCGAACCAAUGUUCUCUCUCAACACAAUGAAGCUACUCAUGGUAUCCUUCCCCAUCAAACGACUCGGCCCCUGCCUUCUGGUCGAAGAGGAUCUCCUGAUGUUAAUGCUACCGAUUGCAUACCCUGCACUUGUGGAACCAACUUCACCAUACAAGAAUUUCAUACUCAUCAUCUUUUCAUAAAGAGAGACAACGACAUUAGAAUUUGUCAGAUUUGCGACAAAAAAUUCUUUUCCCACGUCAACUAUCUCACUCAUAUACAUAAAGACCACGGCGUUCCCAAGAAUGAAAAAAUGGUCGUUAUGAGAGGAAAAACUUUACCAACUGUGCCACGAGAACUGGUUCCAGAAGAUUACGAAAAACUGUCCUCAACAACAAAGUUACAAACGGCCAAUGGAGAAACCACGAUUUCAACUUGUAAAGUAUGUCUAAAAAAUUUCAAAACGUUGGAAUUUCUGCAUGCCCACAUUGCUGAUGCUCACAAAGAAGAUGCCUUUACAAGAGUGGCCUGUACCAAGUGUAAUUGUACAUUUACGACAAAAAAUAAUCUUUCCAAGCACGACAGAUUUCACCACCGUGAGAACUUGACUAGACUCAAGUGCCCAGUUUGCAAAAAACUCUUUCAGCGAAUGGAUCAUUUAAGAGACCAUUCGAGAAAAGCCCACCCACGCGACCUGUGGGCGGUGGGUGAUGUUGAGGAAAUUUUACUGGAGAAAGUGUUGGAAACCGUUCCCAAUAGCUUCAUAUGCAAAAUUUGCUCGUCCAGCUUCAAAACAGACGACGGUUUAAAAUCUCACAUGACAAAUAAACACUUUCCAACGCAUUUUUCAACAUUUUGUGAACACUGUGGACUUCAAAUGAAUCCAAAGUUUAUAAACACGCACAUAGAACAGUACCAUUUUAACAAGUCCAUACGUGAAAUUCGUAAGAAGAAAGAUAGAGUUUGCCUUACCCUUACGGAAGUUGUGGAAAUGAUCCAGACAAUUUACAACCAGCAUGGAGUUCAAACGUCGGCAGAUUUUGAACCUGCAAAAAAAUCAAGGCAACGAAAGAAAAAAAAAUGGCCAAAAUGGCGAAUCAUGGCUGCCCACUGGAGGAAAAUCUCAUCUGCAAGGAAAAAGAAGGAGCAUUCAUGUUCAGAGGAGGAGGACGAAGAAACGAACUUAAGUUCCAGUUCGUCAGAAGAUGAUGACGCUGAUAUAUUUUCUUCAUCUGACGAAGAUAAGGGUGACAACAUUGAUGAAGAUUGUGCCGUGUAUGGAGAAGGGUCAGAAGGGGACUCAGGAGAAGACAAAUUAUCAUCAGCAAUGAGUAACCCUGAUCGUCCUGACCUUUGCACCAAAAAACGUUUAAGGUCUAUGAGGCCAAGAAAGUCAACAAUGAAAGAAACCGAGUCUGAGUCCGACUCGGUUGAAGAAUCGUACAAAAAUCCUGGUAGCUCAAGGCGUCAACCAAAACGAAAAAAGACGAAAGUUGAUGACCACAAUAAAAAACCUCUCGAUAAAGCUCUCAAGUCGACCAGAGCUGGAGAACAACGUCUGGUCCAAUCAAAUUGUGGCGAAAAUGAUGACUGCUCAAAUAAUUCUACAAGAAAUAAUAGGAAAUCUGCACCACCAAAAUCUAUACAAACCAGAAAAUUAAAUCUUAUUGCUCCAAGAUCCAUGAGGCGACCCACUACUGUUCAGCCUACACUGCCAGCAUCCAAGGAACUCAUACUAUCUUUAGAACGUUGCGACGAACUGGUCAGGACCUUGGAGGAACUCUAUUCUAGAAAACUUUUCCCUCAAAAGUCUGCCAAGACCUUUAAAUCACCUCAACGUCCUCCAACAACCUUUGAGGACAAAAUAUAUCCUGAGGUUGACCUGGACUUGGUGAAAGAUGAAAUAGUAGACGAAAUUUUUAACGGAGAAAGCGAUGAUAUCAGCGAUGAUAUCAACAAGUUAAAUAUGUUUGGUUUAUCAGAACAACCUAACAAAUGGAAAUUUGUUAACAUUCCAACACAGGAAGAAGAUGACGAUUCAUUUAACCCUCCACAAGAUGAUCCCUUCUCUGGAAUUGGGAAUUUUUAAUCGUAAUUUGUAUUAUUUAAGACUUACUAACUCUCUACUCUGUCUUACAAUCUUACAAUUUACUCUGUCUUGUUAGCACAUGAUCAUGACCAUGUUUUUAUUGUUUGUAAAAUUCAAUCCUCAUCAAAACUAUUAAAAUUGCUACAAGUUAUAAAACGAGGAUACAAA